ACCUGGCCACACUGUACCACACCGCUCCGCCAUUUUAGCUGAAAACUUUUGCAAUUUUUCGGACAAGAGCACGCGAAGAAUGUAAAUAAUUGCGAGAUUACAUACGGACGACAGCGAGCAACGGCCAGUGACUAGUUAAUUGCUUUAAGGCUGAUCCGUGGUUAAGUGUGAGAGCAGCGCGCCGCCGGUUUCGAUUCCGGCUCCGGCUCAGGCAACUGUACGAGGCGCGUGUGCGAGUGCGACAGAGACGGACGGUCCCGUGUGCCUGUGUGUGUGUGUUUGUAGGAGCGUGCAAAAGUGGAAAAUAGUAUUUACGCCAAGAGAGAGGAGUUUUCCCGGCUCAGGAUGGCCGACGUGGUCUUGGACUUGUACGCCGAGGACCUGGACAAAGACUUUGCCGGUCAGGCUCAGGACGAGUUUGGCGGCGAUGGCGUCGAUUUGUAUGAUGACAUUGGCGGCCCCACAGAGGCAGCCGCCUCGGGUGGCGGCGGCGGCGGCACACCCUCAGCGGACGGAGCCGCCGGACCCGGCUCCGGGGAAUCGGCUUCCAGCGGCGCUGGCGGUCCCAAUGGAGUUUACCACCAGGGCGGUGGUAGCCUCACUCCGACCAUGAACCGCCGCUACCAGCUCUACGUGGGCAAUCUCACCUGGUGGACCACCGACCAGGAUAUUGCAAAUGCACUCCGCGACAUCGGCGUCGGUGACUUGCAGGAGGUGAAGUUCUUCGAGAAUCGGGCCAACGGGCAGUCGAAGGGCUUCAGUGUCAUCUCGCUGGGCUCGGAAUCGAGCCUGCGAGCCACUCUAGAUCAGCUGCCCAAGAAGGAGAUGCACGGCCAGGCGCCGGUGGUGACGUAUCCCAGCAAGCAGGCGCUCACCCAGUUCGAGAGUCUGCAGAAAACGCGUCCGGUGCCGCCGCCUCAACAGCAGAACGGUCCGCCAAGGGGUCCGUCGCUGCCCAGCAUGGGAAGUGGUCCGAUGCCAUCGCAUCCGGGCGGGCCGCAAGGUGGAGGGCCACCGGGUCAUCCGCCGCGCGGCAUGAACAGCAUUAUGCAGCCGGGGGGACAGUACCGGCCGCAGCACAUGUCGCAAGUGCCCCAGGUGGGCGGACCAAACUCGGGACCUCCGCGUAUGCAGCCGCCGAUGCAUCCGCAAGGCGGGCUCAUGGGCAACCAACAGCCGCCACCACGGUAUCCAUCAGCGCAGGGCCAAUGGCCAGGUCAGCAAAGGCCAGGCGGACCACGGCCAGGUCCACCGAACGGACCGCCGCAGCAGCGACCAAUGUUCCAGGGAGGACCCAUGGGCAUGCCGGUAAGAGGUCCACCGGGUCCCGAUUGGCGUCGUCCGCCCAUGCACGGCGGUUUCCCGCCCCAGGGACCGCCGCGUGGCCUCCCGCCGGCGCCAGGUCCGGGUGGACCACAUGGCGCACCCGCUCCUCACGUAAAUCCGGCAUUCUUCAAUCAGCCCGGUGGUCCCGCUCAACAUCCGGGCAUGGGUGGUCCACCGCAUGGUGCUCCUGGUCCGCAGCCUGGCAUGAAUAUGCCCCCGCAACAGGGCAUGAAUAUGCCGCCGCAGCACGGACCGCCGCCUCAGUUUGCGCAGCAUGGACCACGCGGUCCGUGGCCGCCGCAGCAGGGUAAGCCACCGGGUCCCUUCCCAGAUCCCCAAAUGGGUCCCCAGCUCACGGAAGUGGAGUUUGAGGAGGUGAUGAGCAGAAAUCGAACAGUUAGCAGCUCGGCGAUUGCCAGAGCUGUUUCCGAUGCCGCAGCCGGUGAAUAUUCGAGCGCCAUCGAGACACUGGUCACGGCAAUUUCCCUGAUCAAACAGUCCAAGGUGGCGCACGAUGAGCGCUGCAAAAUCCUGAUCAGCUCGCUGCAGGAUACGCUACACGGAAUCGAGGCCAAGAGCUACAAUCGGCGCGAGAGGUCGCGUUCCAGGGAACGAUCCCACCGCAGUCGUCAGCGACGCGAGCGCUCUACGUCCAGAUAUCGUGAGCGUUCAAGGGAGCGCGAACGUGAUCGUGAUAGGGAGCGUGAGAGGGAUGCUGGCUAUCGUGAGCGGUCUCGCAGCAGAGAACGGGAACGUCAGGCCCCAGAUCACUACAGGGAUGAUAGCCGCUCGGCACGUCCACGAAAAUCACCAGAGCCCGUAGUGGCCGAGGCUGCAGAGGCACCUUCUUCGAAACGCUACUACGAGGACCGCGAGCGGUAUCGCUCCUCGGAUCGGGAACGGCGUGACCGUGAUCGGGACCGUGACCGCGAGCGAGAACGUGACCGUGACAGGCGUGAGGAGCAUCGCUCCAGGCAUUGACUGCCGGAGAUGUUUGAAGCGAAGGAGGAGGAGGAGCAGCAGCGUCUGUGGCAAUGGAUACGAGAGUAAAGAUACAACACACAGAUACAUAUACUAAACACACACACACACUAUAUUAACAAAUAACAAGCAGCCACAGAGCUUGGUGGGAGGACAAGCUGGCCGCCACAAUUAAAAGAUUUUCGAUUUGUAUCUAACAUUACCAAUACGUAGGAUAUGAACAUAUGGCAUACAGCAUAAAUAGUUCCCUCUAGACAUACUAAAGUAAGCCGAAAUGCUAACAAGUCUCCACCAACGACGGACGGGACUGUCUCCGCAUCAUCCUGGUCUCCCAUCUCAGCCGUAGCAGUAGCAGCCACACCAGCAGCAACAGCGGCGGAUGGAGCAUCGGAGGAGGAUGGGGCAGUCAGCGUGGGACUCUUUGGACACUGAUGAGCACUGGAUCAUCAAACUACGAACAACUAGCAAUCCUGCACCGCCAUCUUCGCAGCAGAAAUUCAAUUUUAUUGUACUCUUAAUAUUUCGGUUUAUUUAAUAAAAACAUAAACGUAUGAAAAAAGAAUUGUUCAAAAAAAGGAAAAAAAAGAAAAGUAACCUUUACCAAAACUUUCUUGCAUUGUGUGUGUCUCUCUCUCUCUUGUACUCUUUUUAUAAAACCAAAGACCUAAUAUUAUUAGUUAACGAAUUUAUAUAUAAUUGUACAACAACAAAAUUGUAUGUAAAAAUGCAACAAGAAGCGAUAUUGAAAUUGUUAUAUUAACAAAAAUCGUUAGCCCUAAUGUACUUCCAUUGAGAUUACGAGGUUCUUUUGUUGUAAACACUCCUCAUAUUUAUUUUAUUUAUUUAUUACCAUAAACUAUGCUUAAGUCGAUCGAUCCAUAUAUAUAUUUGUGGU
Drosophila kikkawai is the source of this 3202-nucleotide messenger RNA. RefSeq names its product cleavage and polyadenylation specificity factor subunit 6 (gene Cpsf6). Gene Ontology annotation, biological process: mRNA alternative polyadenylation. The record is from RefSeq and is a predicted model, not a curated record. Gene Ontology annotation, molecular function: mRNA binding. NCBI's taxonomy places the organism in Eukaryota, Metazoa, Arthropoda, Insecta, Diptera, Drosophilidae. Gene Ontology annotation, cellular component: mRNA cleavage and polyadenylation specificity factor complex.